UGCAGAUCUGUCUAACAUAUCGGCGUGUUUAAGGAAUAAUUUGUAUGGUGUUCUUUUCAAUAAAAUAAUAAAAACAUCUAUAUUUUAUUAAAGAUCCGUUAAAGGAGCUGUAGCAAAACAAAAGCGAUGGGAUCCGGAGAAAGCACGACUAGGAGAGUUUCUUUCGGCCUAGAUGAAGAGGAUGACAGGGUGAGGAUUCUGCGUGGAGUCAAGCUGUCUGAAGAUGUCCUGCAGCGCAUGAGGAAUGCCAGUGCUGAUCCAAAAAACCCAGUCAACAAAAAAUAAAAUCAAGGCCAGCAGACUCGAGCUUCCAGCACAUCUGACCCACAACCUCCAAAGAUACAGGCUAGGACAACUGUUCCUGACACUAAAGAGGAGCUCAGGAAGAGGUAUGAGCAGCAGCAGGCCAUUAUACAGGAGGAGCUGGCUCACAUCGCACGCAGAGAGAGAGAGGCAGCCCGGCAGGACAUCACUCGAGCGGUGCAGAGAGAACGAGUACAGACGCGGCAGGAGUCUGAGAAAACCAAACAGCUGGGGAAACAGCUGGAGAAGAAGGAGGUGGAGCUGAAGGCUCUGGAGGCUUUCUACAAGGAACAGAUCACACAACUAGAGAAGAAGAAUGAGGAACGCUUCAAGACGUCCUCUGAACAGUUCCACACCGCUGCAACCAGGAGCGAAGCCAAUAUAAAGCAACGUAACGUGGAGCCGGUGUGUUCGAACCUGCAAGCUCAGAUUCUGAACUGCUAUAGAGAGAACCGUGAGCAGACGCUUCAGUGCUCAGACCUGGCCAAAGAGUACAUGCAGUGCAUCAAUGCAGCCAAGAAGAAUCUGUUGGUGAAUCACGGAUAGAGAUCCAUUUAUCUGUGUGUUGGGUUUCACGGGCCGCUUCAUCUUUAGCCUCUCCAUCCAAUUACCAUCUGAUUCCAGGACUCCGAGUUGCACUCCAGUGUACUGAACAAGCUGCAUAUUACAGGCCACUAUGAGUAUUCCAUUAUCUGUAACUGAGAAUGGGAUCACAGACAUGCAAGGCUUAAUUUUUCUAAGAGUACACUCAGGAAAUCCUGAUACUUUUAUUUGUCAGGAUUUUAUUUAUGCAUUGUAUUUUGGCAAAAGCAUAUCUACAUAAACGGAUAACUGCCUAAA
This is a messenger RNA of Cyprinus carpio (common carp), 1143 nucleotides long. RefSeq names its product coiled-coil-helix-coiled-coil-helix domain containing 6a. Lineage: Eukaryota; Metazoa; Chordata; Actinopteri; Cypriniformes; Cyprinidae. Gene Ontology annotation, cellular component: mitochondrion; MICOS complex. The transcript is spliced from 8 exons. The record is from RefSeq and is a predicted model, not a curated record.